GACACGAUAUGCCAGUUCUGUCGUGAUAGCCAUUCGCUGUGCUUAGAACUGCUGAUUUUCAUCAAUUUUCAACCGGACUGUCGAUCAGCUAGAACAAUGGAGGUAGCAGUUAUAGUUGCCUUCGCGUUCCUCAGCAUGUUUACAUUAUGCGAGGAAACGUACGCUUUUCCCGACGAGACAAAAGUCGACACCACUAUGAAGGAUGUAAAGGAACCUAAAGAUAUCAAAGAAGCUGCGACCGCGUCGAAAGACGUAAAGGACGCUAUCAAAGCGGCCAAGGAAGCAAAGAAGAAUAAGAAGGAUUGCGCGCGAGAUUGCGGGACUGAUUAUGAUCCUGUUUGUGCUCACGAUCCUGUCGACUCCAGCUUUAAGCCGAGAACUUUUGGAACGCAGUGCGCUCUGGAUAUUCACAAUUGCGAAAUGGGCACAAAAUUGACUAUGAAGAGCAAAGGAGAGUGUCCUGGAUCCGGCGGAGUAAGACUGUCCUAAACAAUCACUCGAUCUUGGAAAAGCGUUAAGAACCGCGGAGUAAAAUACUAACCGUCGAAUGAACUAUUAGAUUAUUAUCGUAAAUUUAUUUAGUUUGAGUAAACGAAUCUUAACAUGUAACAAUGUAACUCUAAUGAUGAGAGAAUAGAGAUGGUGGUACGCAAGUAAGCUGGAUAUAAAUUCCGCGACAAAAUUAGCAACAAAAUUGAUUACUAAACUAAACGCUAUGUACGAUUAUACAAUGUAAAAUGUAUCUAUCUAAUAAAUAUUAAUGAUGAGCAACAA
Acromyrmex echinatior (Panamanian leafcutter ant) is the source of this 774-nucleotide messenger RNA. RefSeq lists its product as uncharacterized. Gene Ontology annotation, molecular function: protein binding. Lineage: Eukaryota; Metazoa; Arthropoda; Insecta; Hymenoptera; Formicidae. The record is from RefSeq and is a predicted model, not a curated record.